UUUCUUUCGCACGUUUUUCCCCUUCUCCCCCAAAAAACUGCUGACACUUCCCCUCGUCCCUCUCUCUCUGUCGCUGGUACUCUCUUUCUUUCAUUUUCUCUCUCUAGAUUUCUUGAUCGUCGUCCGCUGUCCUCUGCUUUAUCACCGCAAGGCCACAGACACUUCUUCCCCAAAAGAGAACAGCCGAAAACCCCAUAAUUUGGCGGCUUUCUAGCCGUUAAAAUUCUGUUAUUCAUAUAAUUCAUAUUCAUAUACAUAUAUACAUAUAUAUCAGUAUAUAAUGGGGAAGAGAAAGAGAAGAACUGACCAGAACAAGACACCACCUCCUUCGGAAGUCAUGCCGUACUCGUCUAGAAUGGAUUCUCAUUCAAAAUUGAAAUCUUCUCAUUCAGUCGACAGUGGUGCAAUAAAGCCCCUCUCAUCUCUUAUGGAUCUCAUGGACAAUUCUGUGAAGCUAUCGAAUGCCCACCAUUCACCUGCACAUCACCAUCAAAAUCUUGGCCGUGCAGUAUUAUUGAGACAUCCGCAUCAUUACUAUGGUCGUCAGUACUAUCGAAGAAAGUCAGCCAACAAUGCUCAUACAUCAAAUUCUCGUAGAAAGGGUACUCCUUUACGUGAUGAGAAAGUCUCAUUCAGCAACUCAGAGCCCGAACAUCAUAAAGAGAGUAGGGAGAAAGCAAAUUCCAAACCAGAAAGAAUUAGAUCUGGUUCCUUGGCAAUGGAUGCAGCAUCACCUGGUGUGGUGAAAAUGGUAUGCGGGUUAUGUCAGAAGUUGUUGAGGAGGAAGCCUUAUAUUCUUGAAAGUGCACUAACUUCUAGCAAUCUAUCCGUCGUGGCAGUUUUAGUUUGCGGCCAUGCUUAUCAUGCUGACUGUUUGGAGCAGAGAACAUCCCAUGAAGAUAGACGGGAUCCACCUUGUCCGUUGUGUGUUGGUGGCAUGCUCUCGCAGGUUCAUGCCUGAAGAGGACAGGGAUGAUUGUACAGAUGUUUACUUAGUACCUUGGUCUACAAUAAUUUUGCAAGGGCAGGUUAUAAUAUAGAUGAAGUUUAGGCGGUUUAUAUAUUGCAGCCAAACUGUUUUACAGGAUAAGGUUUUGAAGUAUUUCCUGUUUUUGUUAAAUAUUUUGCGUUCACUUACUUUUUUGAUUUUGCAAUAUUUAACUUGCUAUCUCUUUACAUAAAAAUGACAUGGACCAAUACAGUUAUUGAAUUCAUAUCCUCUGUUUGGAUAUGAAACCCCCAAAUAUAUGGAAAUUAUGAUGUGGUGUUAAAAUCUAAA
This is a messenger RNA of Cornus florida, 1279 nucleotides long. RefSeq lists its product as uncharacterized. Bases 281 to 961 code for a protein of 226 amino acids. Gene Ontology annotation, molecular function: metal ion binding. Lineage: Eukaryota; Viridiplantae; Streptophyta; Magnoliopsida; Cornales; Cornaceae. The transcript has 4 exons. The record is from RefSeq and is a predicted model, not a curated record.